AUGACACAUCUACCAGAAUGUCAUGAUUUACUGGGACAUCCAGUCCGCAUCGACUUGAUUCCCGGAAGUACUCAUGUCAAUUCCAUUGUAGGCAACCUGUAUACAGUUGAUCCCAUAUCUGGAGAUAUGAUCGUUCUGAGUUUCAAAAAUGCACAACCAGAAAGUAUGAAAUGGAUUCCAAAAGGGUCUAUGAGGUCAGUACACAAAAUAGAGAACAACGUGCCAGAAUGCGUUCCGUUCUCUCCAGAAGUCGAGGAAAUGAUGGCAGAGUUCUUCCGUAAGAAGACAGACAGUGUCAAUGCGGUGGAAAUAAGCAAAAGAAAGAAUGACAUCAUCAAAUGGCUGAAGAGGAAUCAUGUGGAGGUGAAGAACCGUGGAGAGACUUUGAUAAUAUUUGGAAGUGUAAGAGUAGAAGCACCUUAUACUUCCGAAGACUGUUAUUGUGACAACUCCAUAAUCCUCAAACGUGUACAGGCGAUGAUCGAAAAAUGUCCUCAAACAUAA
Molecule: messenger RNA, 504 nt
Organism: Auanema sp. JU1783
Lineage: Eukaryota; Metazoa; Nematoda; Chromadorea; Rhabditida; Rhabditidae
Source: the annotation of a GenBank genome assembly